Pyrus x bretschneideri (Chinese white pear) is the source of this 1684-nucleotide messenger RNA. Its product is annotated as mitotic spindle checkpoint protein BUBR1. Lineage: Eukaryota; Viridiplantae; Streptophyta; Magnoliopsida; Rosales; Rosaceae. Gene Ontology annotation, biological process: mitotic spindle assembly checkpoint signaling; meiotic sister chromatid cohesion, centromeric. The transcript is spliced from 12 exons. The record is from RefSeq and is a predicted model, not a curated record. The coding region runs from base 225 to 1403 and encodes 392 amino acids. Gene Ontology annotation, molecular function: protein kinase activity.
UUCAAAUAAACGAAAAAAAAAUUGCACGCAAGGCUUCGGCUACCAUCUACUCCCUUACCGUUGGAAACCGUAUAUCUCUUCAAGGCAGCGGCAGUCAUCCACUCCCCGGCUGUUGGAUUUUUUACUCCUCUCAUCUCUCAGAUCAUUCACUCCCGAGUUCCUCCAUUGCCGAUCCGCAGUAAUUUUAAAUUUUGGAGUACUGGUGAGUUGGUGAGUGAGUGAGGAUGGCGGAUAGUGGAAUAGAGAUAGAGAAAGUAGAGUGGUUGGAUCCAGAGAUGGAAUUUCUGGCAUCGAAGCGAGAGACGGGGAAUGAGUGGGAGCUCUUUAAGGAGAAUGUUAGGCCCUUGAAGAGAGGCCGCAAAGUCUCCAUCUUAAACGAAGCUCUCAAGGUUCACAACGACAAUCAACUCAAGAUAUCCCUCCUUGACCAAAGAAGGCUGUUGAUUCAAGCGAUUGACGAGUGUAAAGGCGAGGAUCCUCUCCACCCAUGGCUUGAGUGUAUCAAGUGGGUUCAGGAAGCAUUUCCACCUGGUGGAGAUUCCUCGGGGUUGGUGGUGAUAUAUGAGCAAUGCGUACGUACAUUUUGGCAUUCAGACCGUUACAAGGAUGAUCUCCGCUAUCUCAAAGUCUGGUUGGAAUAUGCUGAAAAUUGUGUAGAUGCUCAAGUCAUAUACAGUUUUCUUGAUGCAAAUGAAAUCGGGAAGACACAUGCGGUUUUCUACAUCUCAUAUGCUUUGCUCUUGGAAUCCAAGAACAAAAUGAAAGCUGCCAAUGAAACAUUUAAUCUUGGGAUAUCUAGGAAUGCUCAGCCCGUAGAAAAAUUGAAGGAUGCAUAUAGGAAAUUUAUUGCUCGCUCUAUGAGAAAAUCAAAAGCUGCAGAGGAGGAUCCAAUGGAGAAACAUUUACCCACCCGAAGCUUUGGAACUGUCCUUUCCAAGGGAGAGAAUCGAAAGCUGGGGAGCUCUGAUCUGCUGAGAAAUAAUUUGAAGCCAGAUAGGGAUCGUGUCCUGGCUCCAAUCAACAUUUAUAAAGAGUCAAAUUCUGUUGAUGUUGGCUCUCGUUACCAUCCAGACGUGCCAAAGACAGACCUGAAUUCUUGGCACACCCUUGGACCUAGAGCUGAGAGAAAUAAAGAAAACAAUGCUAUCCCUACCAAGUGGACGACAUACAAGAUUCCACAGAGACCUGGAUCUAGAACUAGAGGAGCAGGUGCUAGUAGCACCUGUAUUGAAGUUUUUGUUGAUGAAGAAUGUGAAGAGAAACAUAGAAUGAAUGUUGAGGAGGGUGCCAAGUCUUCAACCGUGCAACUUAGACUGGACGAGGAGAGAGAUCUCAAAAGGGAAACAGAAUUGCUGCGGGAGGACCCCUUGCGCAAUUUCCCUCCCAACAGUCUUCCUAGGUGAUGGCCAAAAUUUAUGCUUGUUCGAGUGUUAGAUGAUGAUACAUUCGCGGAUCAACGCUUUAUCUCUCUAAAGCGUUGCACAUGCUUAUGAAUUCAAAUUUCAAGUUGGAUAUGCUAAAACGUUAUCCUAGGGGAUGUAUGUUUGCAAUUCUGGAUAUGCUAAAGCGUGACACAUGAUUGUGAAAUUCUGGAUUUUUCAUUUCAGUUGGCUAAAGUGUUGGUAGUGCUUAACCCAAAUGUUCUCUUGUCCGUUUAUUAACAAAUAAAAUCUCACUUGAUUCC